Monopterus albus (swamp eel) is the source of this 3353-nucleotide messenger RNA. RefSeq names its product very low-density lipoprotein receptor-like. The record is from RefSeq and is a predicted model, not a curated record. The transcript is spliced from 18 exons. Lineage: Eukaryota; Metazoa; Chordata; Actinopteri; Synbranchiformes; Synbranchidae. Gene Ontology annotation, cellular component: plasma membrane; signaling receptor complex. Bases 30 to 3353 code for a protein of 1107 amino acids. Gene Ontology annotation, molecular function: calcium ion binding; protein binding.
UUUCCUCUCAGGUGUCGUUGUUUGUCCAGAUGAGCGUGCGGGCCGACAUGGACUGGCACCGGUUCAUUUGUUUGCUUUUACUGACAAGUCAGAGAUUUUGUGCAGGACAAAUUUCAGGAUGCAGUCAAGGCCAGUGGCAGUGUGGUGACGGAAGCUGCAUCCCAGAUCUCUGGAGAUGUGAUGGAAGUGGAGACUGUCUGGAUGGAUCUGAUGAAAUGGACUGUGCUGCACUCCCAGGCUCUCCCAAAUGUCCACCAGGUCAGUUUCCUUGUCUGGACUCGGUUGGCUGUGUUGAUGUGUCGGCCCGCUGCGAUGGACAAAGCCAGUGUCCCACCGGAUCUGAUGAGGAGAACUGUACAGCCACCAAGGGCUGUUUGGACUCGGACUGGAGCUGUCGAAACUACAUCUGCAUCCCCAAAGAGCUGCGCUGCAGCGGACUGAACGACUGCAUGGACAACUCUGAUGAAGAGGGCUGUGGUGUGUGUGAUGAGGACCAUAUACGAUGUCCUGAGGGGGUGUGUGUGUCUGCUGAAAAGAGAUGUGAUGGACAGGCUCACUGCUCGGAUGGCAGCGAUGAGCCCAUAACCUGUGGUCAUACCUGCUCUGUGAACAACGGUGGCUGUAGUCACAUGUGUGUUGAUGAACCAUGGGGAGCUCUGUGCGCUUGUCCUGUUGGAUAUAAGCUCUCUCCUAAUGGAGCAGUCUGUGAAGACGUGGAUGAAUGCGCCGCAUCUUUCUCUCCCUGUCAGCAUCACUGUAGAAACACCAUCGGAUCCUACUACUGUCACUGCAGAGAAGGCUUCAAACUGAAUGGAAGCGCCACAUGUUUAGCCACAGGUAAUGCUACAAGACUGCUGAUGGUACAGGGGGGAGCUAUAGGACUUUUGGACGUGAAGUCUCAACAGUUUGAAGUUGUCCAGACUCCAACGUUUGACCCAGUGGCAUUGACAUUUGACAUUGCCCGAGGAUGGUACUUCUGGGCUGACAGCCAUGGCAGCAUUCACAAAAGUGAUGGCCAGUAUGACAGAACCAUCUUUACUGGGGAACCUGGAAUCAAAGGUCUAGCUUGUGAUUGGCUGAAUGGAAAUCUUUACUGGACCAAUCAGAAGACUGAGUCAAUCUAUAUGCAGGCAGCAGGUGGCAGCAGUUGCACUACUGUGCUGAGCAAAAACAUCAGUCCAUCUGAUGUGGUGCUUGUACCUGUGGAGAGUUUGAUGUUCUGGAUCAAUGUGGGCCAAGGUGACGGGGUGACAAUAGAGAAGUCAUGGAUGGAUGGGAAAGGAAGAAGCUCUCUGGUGGUCCUCACUGCUCAGUCUGCCCAUAGCCUCACUACUGAUAUGUCUACAAGGAGACUGUUCUGGAUCAGUGACUUUAAGAAAUCUGUUGAGACAGUGAAGCUGGAUGGGACUGGCCGUUACUCCUUCACUGGACUGUUCAACAGGAUACCAGGUCUAAGCCUGGCUGUUUUUGAGAAUUCAUUCUACUGGGCUGACAACAAAGGACUGUGGCAGGCUUCACAGAGCCAACCACACCAGAAGACAUUUCUUGGGAAAGCUAAACUGCCACUAUUAACAGUUUACCAUGAGCUGCAGCAACCUGAAGGUUUUUCUGCAUGUGUAGAGAGUCCAUGCCAUCUUUGCCAGCUAACUAAAGGCAACCCUGUUGGAUUCACCUGUGCUUGUCCAAAUUUCAAAGCACUGUUGCUUGAUGGGACAUGUGAAUAUCCAAAAUUUAUAUAUGCUACUUUUACCAGCAUCAACCUGUUGGAGUUUAGAAUCAGAGAGUCCACUAACACCCAGCUGCUUAGCAUUGAUGACGGCAUCCUGUCAUUUGAUCUGGAUUGGUUCAGAUCCCGGCUGUACUGGACCAACCAGACUGGUCACGUUGUUUUUACUGGCCUAACCCAGGUCAAGACUGAAAUGGUCCCAACACCUCUGCCAGUUUGUCUGAUAAAAGUGGACCAGAGCAGUGGGAGUCUUUAUUGGGUAUCCUGUGAUCAGAACAGCAUUGGCACCACCACAGCUGAUGGUUAUUCACAGCAGCUGUACCGCACAGCAAAGGAAAUUGGAGACUUGUAUCUGGACUGGCUGAGGGGUGGGAUCUACUGGAUAGAGGAAGAACACAUUCUCACCAUGAGGAUGGUGGGAGGCAAAGCCAGAGAGCUUCUGCAGUUAGCAGGAGGAGUCAGAGGGAACAUCGCCUUUGACCUCAGAGCCAAUAGUCUGCUCUGGAACUCAAAAAGGGCAGGGUUGACGACCCUGAGUUUGCUACAAGAGAGAAGCUACCAAGCUGGAAGAAGAUGGAACAUUUCAGGCUCAGUAGUAGCUGCUUUUGAGCCCUUCCUGUUGUCCCUUUCUGAAGACAACAUGACUCUGUGGGAUCGCCGUGAUGGUAGUCCCAUCCAACAGAUGACUGUGACAGGUCCUGUGAUGAGUGCAAUUGCUGCACUCAUGGAAAUUCAUACAGUGCUCAAAACUCCACUCUGCAACGAGACAUCUGUGCUGUGUCGUCGCUCAGCAGCCUGCCUCUCACAAGCCCUGUUGUGUGAUGGUAACGAGGAUUGCCCUGAUGGAGAGGAUGAAGAGUUUUGUGUUGCAUGUCCAUCUAUAGAGGAUUUCAAGUGCAAGGAUCAUAGAAGCUGUAUCUCCAGGAAUCUUGUUUGCGACGGUCACGCUCAUUGCCAAGAUGGGUCAGAUGAGGUUGACUGUUCACUUGUAGCUUCUCCUGCAAUUCGGUUAAACAUCCUGAGGUGCCGCAGAGGUUUCGAGCUCUGUGCAGAUGGCACAGAGUGUAUUUUAUCCAGCCAUGUGUGUGAUGGAGAGCAAGACUGUCAGGAUGGAUCAGAUGAACUAGAAUGUGAUGUCAUAGAACAUGGAGCAUUUCCAGCAAGCAAAUCUCCUUCAACCACACAUCCUCCUCCGACGGUGCCGACUUGCCACAGUCCCUCUGUGCUUUGUCCUUCUGUUCAUCUCUGCAUUUCCCCAAACCAGUUUUGCAAUGGUUUUAUAGACUGUCCAGAUGGCUUUGAUGAGAAGAACUGUGUGAAAAGAUGUCCCUCAAACAAUGAUUUUCUCUGCAAAGACCGCCGGGGCUGUAUCUCUAAGAGUUUGGUUUGUGACGGGCGCGCUCAUUGCCUUGAUGGGUCAGAUGAAGUUAACUGCCCAAGCGUAUCCAUUACUACAUCUCAGCCGAAUGCCUUGAAGUGCCGUAUAGGGUCAAAGCUGUGUAAUGAUGGCAGAGAGUGUGUUUUACACAGCCACAUAUGUGAUGGAGAGGCAGACUGUGUGGAUGGAUCUGAUGAACAGGGAUGCCCAGAAGCCUGCUCACAAGGUUAUUUUGCUGUAAACUCUUGA